GAUAAAUUAACAAAAAUACGUUUAGGCGGUGCUCUAUACAGAAUCAUAAUUGGAUAAAGGCUUUCGAAGACGAAAAUGCCCUUUUGGUAUAGUGUCGAAACUGCCCUCGCUCACAUGUCACUACUCACAGAAAACCUCCUCAAAACCUCCCUACAGUCUCUGUCGUUCGUCUUCAAUCUCUCUCUGUCUCGUUUGGAUUUUGCUUGAUCCACGGUUUUUUAUCUUCUUACGAAUCAAUCUUCGGUUUAAGAUUCAGUCUUAUUCUCUGUGUUUGGCUCUUGUUUCACUGAAGAUGUCAGGAUCGGAGAUUGUCAAGAGGGGUAGGGGAAGCGAAGAGGAAGCUGAAACGAAAAGGAGGAAAAGGAGACGCCUGAACGUAGAAAAUGCUGCCGAAGAGGAAGCUGAAGCAAACAAGAGGAGACACUUGAAAGUGGUAUUCCUGGGGCACUCAGAGGCUGGAAAAUCUACCAUUGUAGGACAGAUUCUUCUUCUUACUGGUCAAGUAGAUGAUCAAGAAAUGCAAAAGUACAAGGAAGAAGCAAAAGAAAAUAGCAGAGAAGGCUGUUAUUUGGCAUAUACAAUGGAUACAGAUGAAUACGAGAGGCGCAGGGGUACGGUUCAAGUUGGAAAAGCAAUGUUUGACACUAGUAGUUGUACCUUUACGAUUCUGGAUGUUCCGGGACUUUGUACCGGAAAUGAUUAUAGGAGCAUCUCAGCAGAUGUUGCUGUGCUGGUGAUUUCGGCUAGGAGAGAUGAAUUUGAAACAGGAUUUCAAGAGGGUGGGGAGAUGGAGAUGGUCGGGCAGACACGUGAACAUGUUCAAAUCGCCAGAGGGUUGGGUGUGUCGAGCCUGAUCGUUGUUUUGAACAAGAUGGAUGAUCCAACCGUCAUGUGGUCGAAAGACAGGUACGAUGAAAUAAAACAAGAAGUGCUACCGUUUCUGGAAUCCUUUCGCUGCGGAACCAUAAAUGCCUUUUUGCCGAUAUCUGGUCUUCUUGGCAUCAAUAUGGACAAGGGCAUGGAUGAAGAUGUUUGUCCUUGGUGGCGUGGCCCGACCUUGUUUGAAGCACUUGACUCUGUUGAGUUUGUUCGGCUAGCGAAUCCUAAUGGUCCAUUCAGGAUGCCUAUUUUCUCACAUUACAAAGACGAGGAAACUGUUGUCAUGGGUAAUGUGGAAUCUGGCUGCAUUCGGGAGGGUGAUUUCUUGAGCCUUAUGCCAAACCAGGUACCUGUUGAAGUCAUUGCUCUGUAUUGCGAUGGGGAUAUAGUUGAUCAAUCAGGACCACGUGACAGUCUCAUAGUUUAUCUAAGAGGCAUUGAAGAUGAGGACAUUGUUUCAGGUUAUGUAUUAUCUAGCCUCGUACAACCUAUUCGUGCUCCAAACACGUUUUUGGCCCACCUAGAAUUUCUGAAGCAGCCUCAAAAUACUAUUUUUUACGCUGGCUACAAAGCCGUUCUUCACACCCAUGCGAUGGUAGAGGAAUGUGAGAUAACCGAGAUGAUACCCCCUGGAGUAGGAGUGAUGUAUGCCACGGAUGAUGAUGAUGAUGCUAUAUGCCGUAUACAGGUUGACCAUGGUCCCAUUUGCAUGGAAGCAUUCUCGCAUCGCUUAGGAAGAUUUGUGCUAAGAUGUGGAAGGAAAACGAUUGCUGUCGGUUAUGUCGUUUAGGAGUUGUUUUCGAAACCUUUUGGACUACGGAAUUAUGUUGUUGUUCGUACAGUUUUUUUUUAUGAGUGAGAUUUUACAGGAAUUUUGACUUUUUAUGCAAUUCGAAAAUUUAAAGGGUGGUUUUUGUUACCAUGACUCUAAAAUAGGGUCUUUUCGACAUCUUGUUGAUAUUAAUCGAGGACUUUCGCUGA
This is a messenger RNA of Thlaspi arvense, 1860 nucleotides long. Lineage: Eukaryota; Viridiplantae; Streptophyta; Magnoliopsida; Brassicales; Brassicaceae. The record is from the annotation of a GenBank genome assembly.